AUCUGCGGCACUCUAGAACUUGUCCUGAAGACAGGUGAGGAAUUGAUGAAAUAUAGGGCCGAUCGACGAUCCAGGAUAAAACGGCUAGAGAAUGCGUGUCAUUCGGAGCGAUUGCGGAGUUGUCGUGCGAUCACCAUCAACCAUCAACUGCAACAACAAUGUCUCAGAUGGAAAUUGAACAAUCUCAAGUUACUCAAGCUGGCCAAAGAUUUUCGUGGUGAACUCGAUGUAGCACAUGAACUCCUAGAAACUGCUGACGCUACUAUCGAAGCUCAAGCACAUCCGAGUUUCCGCAAAACCAUGUCGGCUGGCUCUAGAACGUGCCAGUUAUUCAGAAAUUUAAGCGAUAUCAUGGAUAACUGCGGUGAUAUGAAUACAACAACAUGCACAUCAGCUGUGCUUGAUGCAAAUGAUAUCUCUCAAGAUUUUAGUACGAUGCAUUUCUGA
This is a messenger RNA of Anisakis simplex (herring worm), 447 nucleotides long. NCBI's taxonomy places the organism in Eukaryota, Metazoa, Nematoda, Chromadorea, Rhabditida, Anisakidae. The record is from the annotation of a GenBank genome assembly.